Penicillium brasilianum is the source of this 1185-nucleotide messenger RNA. NCBI's taxonomy places the organism in Eukaryota, Fungi, Ascomycota, Eurotiomycetes, Eurotiales, Aspergillaceae. The record is from the annotation of a GenBank genome assembly.
AUUUGUAGUGAAUCGGUUGCCUUAUUACACUAUUCAUACUAUUCUCCUCUGUCCCUCUUUGGUUUCAUAAGAUGGCCGAGGCGGCAGUUGGUUUAGCGUCCGCUAUUUUGACGCUGACUAUCUUCACCUUCGACACAGGCAAAUCACUAUAUGAAGUUUUGUCCAGCUUUAGAAGCCAAAAAAAAGGAAUCAGAGAUCUCAAAACUGAGCUUUCCUCUUUACUUUCCAUAGUUGCGACGAUUCGGGAGGAUGUCGAACGCUCAAAAGAAGCUGAGAGAUUCGAGCCGCUACGCCAGCCACUGGAAAAUUGUUCAAUAACGUGUCGAGAAAUUCGUGAAAUGCUUGACGCAUGUACAAUUCAUUCAAAUGGUGAAUCGGACAGUGUUCGGGAUUGGCUCAGCCUACGAUUCCAUGAAAGGAGUUUCGAAGAGAUGAAGCACCGACUGUCCAGCUAUAAGUCAACACUCAAUAUUUGCUUCGAGUUAAUAAAUGGACGGAACCAUACCAGGACCCUGAAUUCAUUGAAUGAGCUUGAAGGCUUAAUUCGCGGUACCAGAGAAGACUUGGAAGAGCAAUUGGAUCGUGUACUACGGACCGUCAACGAUUCAGACGCACUGUCCCAGGAGAACCUUCGGGCUGAUUAUGCUCGAUUGAAGAGUAGCAUCGAGAGCCUCUCACAGGCUCAUAAAGUGAUAGACACCAACCAUCCUAAAAUUGUCGUCGAGGACAACCGAGCUGGCCCUGAUAGCCGCGCAAUAUUUGGCACCGAUACUACACAACCACACUUCAUGUUGAACGUAUCAAAUAAUGAGGCUGGGAAAGGUGCCCUGAUGGGCGCUGGUAUCUAUACUUCUCAAACUCUCCGGGAACUACUGAGAGAUUCUCGGGCAUCAGAAACUACCCUUGCACUUCAAUCAUUACAGACUCAACCUCAUAGUACCGAUGACACGGACAUACAGUCUCUUCUGCAUUCUUUUUCGGUGCAAUGCAAGCAAGAGCUUCCAAGUACCUCUGAGGUCAGCUCUUCUAGAAGGUUAAUAAUUUCAGAACAUGUGAGCACAACAGAGACUCUAUAUCCACCAACUACCCCCCCCUGAUGGAGCGGUGAAUCAUGGCAAAUUUAAUGAACAGAAUUCUGAGUGAUAUUUUGGGUAGCCGGCUUAUGUUGAAUGCAACUUGUCGCCC